Messenger RNA from Helobdella robusta, 1032 nucleotides. RefSeq lists its product as hypothetical. NCBI's taxonomy places the organism in Eukaryota, Metazoa, Annelida, Clitellata, Rhynchobdellida, Glossiphoniidae. Bases 1 to 1032 code for a protein of 343 amino acids. The transcript is spliced from 5 exons. The record is from RefSeq and is a predicted model, not a curated record.
AUGAGCCAACUGAUGAGUGAUUUCGUGGGUGAAAUGUUUGGUGGAGAGCCGGGCGGGAUGGGUAGGACCCUGCUGGAUGUCCUGAGGCACCACUACAUGUCACCACCUGGGGUUUUCCUUAAGGAGGAAGAAGAAGAUGAGGAUGACGACCAUGAAGAUGCUGAUGAUGAUGCACCAUCAUCAUCAACAUCAUCAUCAUCAUCAUCAUCACCGUCUGCUCGCGUGUCACGUGUUCGUGUAAUAGAGCGGAGGAUAAGAAAGAUGUCAGGUGACUUUUUAACUGAUGCUCUGUUUGCAGCACCCAUGUUUGAUUGGCUGAAGGAAUUUAAAUCUGGUCACGUGCGGGGUCACGUGUUUGCUUACGUCACUCACGGGCUAGACUCGUAUGGGUGGGUUUUUGAAAUUUUGAAAGUUGCUGAAAGAAAUGCACGUGUGUUGUCGAAAGCUUCCACAUCUAUCAUUUACUACAAACAAAAAACGCAUUUAUUACAAGUAGGAAAAACAACAUUAGCAACAGCUAUAAAAAGAACAUUAAAAGAGAAAUAUAGAAAAAGUUACGAUGAUGUAGCCCUGAUCUUUGGAGAUGCCCUGUCAGAAGGAUGCUGUUCCCCCCUCCAAACAAACAACUUCAUAAAGAAUGGACGCUACCACGAACCUUUACAAAGCAACCACAUCAACUACAACAUCAACAUCAAAGACAUCAACUUUAUCAGCAAUAACAUCAAUGCUAACAUCAACAACGCCACCGACAACUACAUCAAUUACAACGUCAACAACAGCAACAACAGCAUCAAUAACAAUCUUCAAACUUUUUCAAGAGACUUGAUAUCAUGGUGGAUGAACUUCGUGAAGUAUGGAAAACUAAUACAAAACUCGAAUUUAACACAGAAACCCUACAGAGCCAGCAGCAUCACAACACUCCCCAACAUCUUCCUCCUCCCUAUAUCACCCCCAACAAAACCUUCACCAACACCCACCCCUGCUUUGGCUACACUACCUUCCACAAGCCCCAGCUCUUCUGAGUAUUUGUAA